Molecule: messenger RNA, 781 nt
Organism: Onthophagus taurus
Lineage: Eukaryota; Metazoa; Arthropoda; Insecta; Coleoptera; Scarabaeidae
Source: RefSeq, a predicted model, not a curated record
CAUAAUCGCUUCAGUUCAUAAUUUCCCUAUAAACUCGUCGUUUAUGAAUAAUUAAUUAAUUAAAAAAAGCUAAAAUGAAAGCUUUCUUGGCUCUUUUUGCGUUGAUGACCAUCGCUAACGCACAAGCUCCUCCGUUUCAAAUAAAUGGAAGUGCUUCCGUUGGGGCAAAUUCAAGUCAAAUUCAAAUACAAGGUGAAAAUAGCACCCAAAAUUCAGAACAAGGUCAAAAUAAAGGUGGAGCACAAGUUUCCGGUGGAGUUAUUAUAAACGGACCUCCACGGCCAGGAGCCGCUCAAAAUGGAGGUGGGGCGGAUAUUGGAAGUUUUCUUCAAGGUGUAUCUAAUGGAAUUGGUGAUUUUAUCAAAGGAUUUGCACAACCAAUUGAAGCUGUAGGAAAAACAUUUUGUUUUGCAAUUGAUUCUGGAACUAAUCAAGUAUUAAGACUUGAUGAUUUCGCUGGGAAAACUUUCUCGGUUAGUGUUGAUGGAGUACCGAUUUAUAACGGAACUAUUCAAGGAGGGACUGGAAAUGGUUCAAAUGGAAAUGGUUCAAAAGGAACUGGUUCAAAUGGAAGUAAAAGACAUCAUCACGGACAACAUCAUUUCGAUUCUAAAAAAGCAAUGAACCUUAUCGAAAAGUUGAAAGGUGAAAAAGAAAAUUUUGAAGAUAAAAGACAUCAUGCAAGAAGAGAUGCGCAUUAAAUAUGCUAAAAAAAAUUAUUAUUGUAAAUUUAAAUUGAAAUGUAAAAAAAUAAUUUGACCCGAAUAAAAAUAUAUUGGCA